AUGUACUCGAAUAUACAAGCAGAGAUCCAUAAGAAAUUGGAACGUGAGAAAAACAUUAUUCAAGGGGCUUCGAACUUGAAAAAGAAAACUGAUAAUGCUAUGGUAGUUCAAAAAUGUAAUACUAAUAUCAGAGAAGCUCGUCAAAAUAUUGAAUAUUUGGAAGAUCAACUUCGUAAGAUAGAAAUUUCUGCGUCAAAGGCUCAAAAUAACAGUUCUUCAAGUAAAGAUCAGAAUAGAAUGUCUACUAUUAAUCAAAAUGAACAUGUUUUCUCAAGAUUGGAUUUAGUUAAAUAUGAUUGUCCAUCAUUGUCUCAGAGAAUAGAAUACAUGUUGCAACAAUUAGAAUUUAAGUUGCAAGUCGAAAGACAAUAUCAAGAAGCAAAUGCUAAGCUGACAAAGUUAUAUCAAAUUGAUGGUGAUACGAGAAGUAGUACGGCUGCUGAAGGUGGUGUUGUGGAAUCCAAGAACAGAAUUAAAUUAUUAACAAAAAUUUUGAAAAAAUAUCAGGCUAUUAACGUUGAUUUUACUCAAUUGGAAAGCUCAGAUGAUUUGAAUAAUGUGCAACCAAAAUUCAGAAGAAAGCAGCAAGUUGGUACAUUAAAUAUAGCUAUCUCCGCAAUCAGAGAUGUUGAUCAUAUCCAAUCACCAAUGUUUUCUAAAAAGCCAGAAUCAUAUAUUAUUAUUAAAAUUGAUGACGUGAUAAAGGCAAGAUCAAAGUUUACGAGAACUGACAGAUGGAAUGAUGUAUUUAAUAUUCCUGUUGAAAAGGGUAAUGAGGUAGAAAUAGUUAUUUAUGAUAAAAUGAACGAUACUAUUAUGCCAGUAGCAAUCAUGUGGUUUUUACUAUCAGAUAUAGUUGAAGAAAUACGUAAAAAGAAGGUUGAUCAUUCAAGUCAACAACAAGGUUGGGUCAAUGCCUCUAGAUUAAUGAGUGGUUCAGCAUCGAGUGGUACCCCAGCAGGUCAAUCUCGAUUACAAAUGGGCUCUAAUUCAAUAAAUUCAGAUAUUAAUGGCAGGAGUCCCUAUGGCAAUGACAACAGUAGCAGUACUGUAUCUGAAUCUGCAUCAGGGCCAGUAACAAUAGAUUCAUGGUUUGUUUUAGAACCAGCAGGUCAAGUUUUAGUCUCAUUAGGCUUUGAUAAAACGCAGCCAUUAGCUACCUCUGCAUUGGGUGGUUUACAUCGUCAAGGUGCUAUCAUUAAUAGAAAAGAAGAGGUUUUUGAACAGCACGGUCAUCAUUUUGUUCAAAAAUCAUUUUACAACAUUAUGUGCUGUGCAUACUGUGGUGAUUUUUUGCGAUACACAGGUUUUCAAUGUCAGGAUUGUAAAUUCCUAUGUCACAAGAAAUGUUACUCAAAUGUAGUAACAAAAUGUAUUGCAAAAUCAGACUUAGAUUCUGAUCCAGAUGAAGCUAAGUUAAAUCAUCAUAUUCCUCAUAGAUUUGAGCCGGCUUCUAAUCUUGGUACAAAGUGGUGUUGCCACUGUGGUUAUAUACUACCAUGGGGGAAACAUAAAGUUAGGAAAUGUUCGGAAUGUGGCAUUAUGUGUCACAGUCAAUGUGCACACUUAGUACCAGAUUUCUGUGGUAUGUCAAUGGAGAUGGCAAACACUAUAUUAAAAACUAUACAGGACACUAAACGUACUCAAGCACAAAGGAAAAAGCAAAUGUCAAUGAUGGGCUCUAAUGUUAAUGUGGAGAAAAAUAAAAACAGAGAUCAGAUUAAAAAGAUUGCUACUUCUCCGAUGAAACAAACAGGAAGACAAGAAGAUGAGUUAAGACAAUAUCGCACAAAUCCAUUGCCAGUUGCUCCAUAUUCUGCAACUAAACAAAAAACUAAUGACAGCUCAGCCUGGGAUGAAGCUUCGAAAUCUGCAUCUGGAUAUCCAAGUCUUCAAGGAAAUAUAUCCACUACGAAUAAUAAUGACACUUAUAAUAAUUUCACAGCUGAUGCUGGUAAUAACGUUUCACCUGACAUGAAGACGAAUAUGUUGAAGAACUUUACUCAACCUAAUAAUAACGAUCCAUAUCAUAACAACGGUGACCAAUGGCAAACCAAACAAGAAAGCAUUGCUGAAGAGAACAGAUUAUGGAAUCAACAGCGUAUUGAUAUGGAUAAUGAAUUGAAAUUAGACUCUCAACAACAUAGAAAAUCACAAAUUCAAGAAAUUAUACCAGAUAAUAUUAUGGACGAUAUAAAGGCAGGCACUAUUUCUUUAAAUACUGUUCAAGAUGAAGCAAUUAUGAAACCUAUUGAAAAAUCUUCGACUAAUUCGACCAAUCCGUUUAGAGAAAUGGACAAAGAAACAUUUAAUUCGGAAAAGAGAAUUUCAGCUGUUAAAGAUGAUGGUUCCGAAAUGACUUAUAGUCCAAAGAAUGCCAGUAUUACUGCUUCUCCACAAAAAUCAACAGCAAGUGGUAGACAUAAAAAGAAAGGUCCAAAACGUCGUAAAGUAUCGCUUGAUGAUUUCAUAUUACUAAAAGUUUUAGGUAAAGGUAAUUUUGGUAAAGUUUUGUUAUCUAAGUCUAAAAACACUGGCAGGGUUUGUGCAAUUAAAGUCUUAAAGAAAGAUCAUAUUAUUCAAAAUCAUGAUAUUGCCAGUGCAAGAGCCGAAAAGAAGGUCUUUUUACUAGCAACGAAAACAAAACAUCCAUUCUUAACUAACUUAUACUGUUCAUUCCAAACAGAAAAUCGUAUAUAUUUUGCUAUGGAAUUUAUUGGUGGUGGUGAUUUGAUGUGGCAUGUUCAAAAUGAUAGACUUUCAGUCAGAAGAGCUAAAAUAUAUGCAGCAGAAGUAUUAUUAGCAUUGAAAUAUUUCCAUGACAAUGGUGUUAUUUACCGUGAUUUGAAAUUAGAAAAUAUUUUGUUGACACCUGAAGGUCACAUCAAGAUUGCCGAUUAUGGUUUAUGUAAAGAUGAAAUGUGGUAUGGUAACACUACUUCUACAUUCUGUGGUACUCCUGAAUUCAUGGCACCAGAAAUUCUAAAAGAACAAGCCUACACUAGAGCUGUUGAUUGGUGGGCAUACGGUAUUUUAUUAUACCAAAUGUUAUUAUGUCAAUCUCCAUUCUCCGGUGAUGACGAAGAUGAGGUAUUUAACGCUAUUUUAAGCGAUGAACCAUUAUAUCCAAUAGAUAUGGCUGGAGAUAUUGUUCAAAUUUUCCAAGGUCUAUUAACUAAAGACCCUACAAAAAGAUUAGGUGCAGGUCCAAGAGAUGCUUUGGAAAUUAUGGAAGAACCAUUUUUCCACAAUAUUAAUUUUGAUGAUGUUAUUAACUUGAGGAUAGAACCUCCAUACAUACCAAAAAUUAGUUCACCAGAAGAUACAUCAUAUUUUGAACAAGAAUUCACGUCAGCUCCUCCAACAUUGACACCAUUGCCUUCUUUAUUGACAACGUCUCAACAAGAAGAAUUCCGUGGGUUUUCAUUCAUGCCUAAUGAUCUUGAACUCUAG
Molecule: messenger RNA, 3453 nt
Organism: Tetrapisispora phaffii CBS 4417
Lineage: Eukaryota; Fungi; Ascomycota; Saccharomycetes; Saccharomycetales; Saccharomycetaceae
Gene: PKC1
Product: protein kinase C
Exons: 1
Coding region: 1-3453 (1150 amino acids)
Biological process (GO): signal transduction; fungal-type cell wall biogenesis; protein phosphorylation
Molecular function (GO): diacylglycerol-dependent serine/threonine kinase activity; ATP binding
Source: RefSeq, a predicted model, not a curated record